Messenger RNA from Drosophila willistoni, 1622 nucleotides. It is a transcript of the gene mAChR-C, whose product is annotated as octopamine receptor Oamb. The transcript is spliced from 2 exons. Gene Ontology annotation, cellular component: membrane. Lineage: Eukaryota; Metazoa; Arthropoda; Insecta; Diptera; Drosophilidae. Gene Ontology annotation, molecular function: G protein-coupled receptor activity. The coding region runs from base 211 to 1317 and encodes 368 amino acids. Gene Ontology annotation, biological process: adenylate cyclase-activating adrenergic receptor signaling pathway. The record is from RefSeq and is a predicted model, not a curated record.
GGAUGGCAAACCGAAACGUAAACAAACUACGCCCACGACCAUACGACAAUGGUCGAGUCGAGACGAGUCGAGUCGGGGCGAAUGCCGAAAGUCCGUAAAUCCUUCUCCAUAGUUAAGCUCGAGCUUCGAGCUUCGAGUCCACUGCCAGAUUGUUAACCAUUGGCAUCGCGUGCAUAUUACGGUUCAGUGUGCGCUUUGUCUAUACCCGAAAUGCCAGCGACUGCGACCGCAACAACAGGAACAAUGGUUCGAUUGGAAUCAUUGGCUAGUUGGAAUGAAACCGAUGCCGCCGUGGAGGACACCAUAACCAUACAGAGCACCCUCUCACCUGGCCUCUUGCUUUGGCUAAUCAUUAAUGCCAUUCUCUUUGUCAUUGUACUUGGUGGCAAUAUCCUAACAAUUGUUGCAGUCCGUACUUGUCGUAAUCUUCGAUCGGUUAUCUCGAAUCUCUUCAUCUUGUCGCUGGCCGUAUCGGAUUUUAUGGUUGGCCUAGCCCUGCCCUAUCAUCUAGCCUUCUAUUUGGGCUCGGAUUUGGGACGCAUACGGGGAUUUUGUUUGAUGCGCUUCUUUCUAUUCAUUUGUGCCUGCUGUGUCUCCAUGAUGACAUUGAUAUCGAUUGCCGUCGACCGCUAUAUAGCCGUUGUCUAUGCCCUUCACUACAGACGUUAUAUGACACGUCGCAUGGCAUAUGCCAUAAUCACAGGAAACUGGUGUUUCGGAGCUUUUAUAGCCCUUCUGCCUGUCUUUUGGAACAACUGGACAGAGGCUCAGAGCUGUGAGUUCGACGAGGUGCUCUCCUCGUGGUAUGUGGCUGGAGUGAUAACUCCCGGUUUUGGCAUCAUCUGGAUAUGCAUGUUUGUCUUCUAUUGGCGGAUUAUGCGUGAGGCCUCCAAGCAGGCACAUCGAUUGCGUCAAUCGGUUGUCUACAACACGAACGCGAGUGGAAGUCUCCUGCAUCCGGAUUGGAAGAGUGUGCAAAUUGUUGUCUUCAUUAUGGGUUCGUUUACGUUAUGCUGGCUACCGUAUUUCAUUGUGGCCAUUGCCCAAUUGUUUCGCAUGUGCCACAGCGGUUCGAUGAUAUACAAGGCGGCGUUUUCAUUAGCCAUUGCCAAUUCGGCAUUGAAUCCGAUUAUUUACUCGUGGAAGAAUGCCGGAUUCCGUCGGGCUUUCGCUCGAACAUUGUGCUGCAAAUCGACGCGUUGGUGUCGUGCUCAUGAUCAUGAUGUUGAUCACGAUGAUGUGGAUGAUCAAUUGCCAGCUGAUUGUAAACAGAGAGUUGAGGAAGCUAGCAGCAGCAAGACAAGUUCAACACAAUGAACACGAAUCCUAUGAUUCGCAACUGGUUCUAGGUGAAAAUAAUGAUACAAAAAUACGAGUACUUCGUUCUGAUAUUGUACCAACUCGAGAGAGAGACACCUUCUAGAAGGCCAAAGGUUGAAUUCUAUCGAUCUGAGCUCUCCCAGAGAUGUGUGGAUGGUGAUUUGAUCAAAUGAUUCGCGUGAUAAUGUUGAAUCGAAUACAAUCAAUACUAUUUACUUUUCAUAUACUUGACCCCAUGGGUACAAUCAACCGACGAUCGGUCUAUUAUUGUUUAAAUACUUUUGAUGUAAUUAAGAAAAUAA